AAUCAGUUGUUUCUUCCUUUUCACGUGCUGCCAGCAAUCCAACAUGGCGCACUACAACUUUAAAAAGAUAACAGUCGUCCCUACAUCGAAGGACUUCAUUGACAUCGUCCUUUCCAAGACACAACGGAAAACACCGACUGUUGUUCACAAGGGUUAUAAAAUCAGCCGAAUUCGUGGCUUUUACCUGAGGAAAAUCAAGUAUACACAACAGAACUACCAUGACAAGCUAUCACARAUUAUCACAGAUUUCCCCAGACUUGAGGAUGUCCAUCCAUUCUAUGCCGAUUUGAUGAAUGUAUUGUAUGAUAGAGAUCAUUACAAGUUAGCACUCGGACAGAUAAAUACAGCAAGAAAUCUAAUUGACAAUGUUGCAAAAGAUUAUGUCAGAUUAAUGAAGUAUGGGGAUUCACAGUACAGAUGCAAACAACUCAAAAGAGCUGCUCUGGGAAGAAUGUGCACAAUAAUGAAAAGACAGAAGCAAAGCUUAGAAUAUUUAGAACAAGUAAGACAACAUUUAUCAAGAUUGCCGUCAAUAGAUCCCAACACAAGAACUCUCUUGGUUUGCGGUUUUCCUAAUGUUGGAAAGUCAAGCUUUAUGAACAAAGUAACCAGGGCAGAUGUCGAGGUGCARCCAUAUGCAUUCACCACAAAAUCUCUGUUUGUUGGUCACAUGGAUUACAAGUAUUUGAGAUGGCAGGUCAUGGACACACCUGGGAUACUUGAUCAUUCUUUGGAAGAAAGAAAUACUAUUGAAAUGCAGGCCAUCACAGCAUUGGCUCACCUUCGAGCUGCAGUUCUCUACGUAGUCGACGUUUCUGAACAGUGUGGCCACACCCUUGAAGAACAAGUAGAGCUGUUUAACAACAUUAAACCACUGUUUGCCAACAAGCCUUUGAUUGUAGUUGUCAAUAAAAUUGACAUUGUCAGACCUGAGGAACUCUCAGAGGAGAAACAAGAAACCUUAAAAUCAUUUGAGGGUGAAGCGACAACUAUCAUCCCAAUGAGUACUUUAAGUGAAGAAGGCGUCAUGAAUGUCAAAAACGAGGCUUGUGAAAGACUUCUCGCACAGCGAGUCGAAGUGAAAAUGAAGAGUAAGAAAGUAAACGAUGUUAUCAACAGACUUCAUGUUGCCGUUCCAACACCUCGUGACAACAAGGCCAGACCACCAUUCAUUCCACAGGCUGUUUUGGACAAGAGAAAUGCCAUGCAAGUUGAAGGAGUCAAGAAGAAGAAGUUGGCAGUKGARCUGGAAAAAGAGUUGGCUGAGGAYUAUUAUCUUGAUUUGCGUCAACACUGGGACUUGCAUAAGGAGGAAGAAAAAGGAGAUGUUAUUCCCGAAAUAUUCCUUGGAAAGAAUGUUGCGGACUACGUCGAUCCUGAUAUCAUGAAGAAACUUGAAGAAUUGGAGAGAGAGGAAGAACUCAGAGAGAAGGCUGGCGUUUACGAYUCAGAUUCGGAAGAAGAACUUGACUCUGAACAAGAAGAGAUCAAAAACAAGGCAGCACAGAUUCGAGAGAAAAGAGCUCUUAUCGUAAAAGAACACCGAGAURAUAAAGGAACCACAAACAGACCUAUUAUUCCUCGAGUAUCUUUAGCCAAGGCCAAAGCAGCUCGAUCAAGGCUAGAAGGUCGUCGAAAAGAAGUCGGGAUGGAUGAUGAAGACAUGGAUGACAUGGAUGAUGCAAUGGAAGAGGACGAUGAUCCAAUGUCUGGAGGCAGCAAACGAUCUCGUUCCAAGACUCCUGCCAGUCGUAAACGAAGGAGGGAAGCUUCCAGUGUGGGUCGAAGUGCGUCACGCAGCGUGUCACGCCUUCCACGUGACCAAUCUGGUCUAUCGCAUCCUGAGAAAAAGGCCAAAGCAAGGAAAAUGGUGAAGACUUCACAGAGAAAGAUGAAUAGAAUGGGCAAAGCUGGUGAAGCUGACAGAAUGAUUCGUACCAAGAUGCCCAAACACUUGUUCAGUGGGAAAAGAAAAUCAGGCAAAACUGCAAGRCGAUGAUGUUUUAUUUCAUGUGAUCUUAAACUAUUCAUUAAAGGGACUGACCUCAAAAUGUU
Molecule: messenger RNA, 2055 nt
Organism: Exaiptasia diaphana
Lineage: Eukaryota; Metazoa; Cnidaria; Anthozoa; Actiniaria; Aiptasiidae
Product: nucleolar GTP-binding protein 1
Exons: 19
Coding region: 44-1999 (651 amino acids)
Biological process (GO): ribosomal large subunit biogenesis
Cellular component (GO): nucleolus
Molecular function (GO): RNA binding; GTPase activity; GTP binding
Source: RefSeq, a predicted model, not a curated record